Trichomycterus rosablanca is the source of this 1814-nucleotide messenger RNA. RefSeq names its product cell surface A33 antigen-like. The transcript has 6 exons. The coding region runs from base 265 to 1206 and encodes 313 amino acids. The record is from RefSeq and is a predicted model, not a curated record. Gene Ontology annotation, cellular component: external side of plasma membrane. NCBI's taxonomy places the organism in Eukaryota, Metazoa, Chordata, Actinopteri, Siluriformes, Trichomycteridae. Gene Ontology annotation, biological process: immune response; cellular response to lipopolysaccharide; cell surface receptor signaling pathway.
UCAGUACUUCAGUGUAGGUUUAGUACUCCAGUGUAGGUUCAGUACUGCAGUGUAGGUUCAGUACUUUGGUCUUUAGGUUCAGGUCUCCAGUGUAGGUUCAGUACUUCAGUGUAGGUUCAGUACUUCAGUGUAGGUUCAGGACUCCAGUGUAGGUUCAGUACUUUGGUCUUUAGGUUCAGGACCUUCAGACUGACUGCAGUAGUUCAGCGCUGGUGUGUUUAUUAGAUCUCUGGAUUAAUUAUUUGGAUUUGAUCUUCAGGAGAGAUGCAGAUGUUUGUUCUUCUCUUCCUGUCAGCGCUUCAUCUUACUGAAGGUUGCAGUGAACUGAAGCAUCAGGAAAAGGUGACGGGAAACGUGAGACAGUCCGUCGUCCUGCCCUGUUCCUGCACUAAACCACAACACACAACAGAAAAGCCCACAUGGAUUUUUGGAAAUGAUAAACUUAAUGGUAAAGAAAUUUACCCAGAUAACAAAACUAAACGCUACACAGGAAGAGUUCAGCUGCUUCAUCCUCAUGAUCCAGGAAACUUCUCUCUGCUCAUAUCUAACCUGACUGAAAAGGAUGGAGGGGUGUACAGGUGUAAAAUCAGCAAUAUUUCUAGAAAUAUUCAGCUCGCCGUAACAGGUUGCAGUAAACCGAAGCAUCAGGUGAUGGGAUUUGUGGGACAGUCCAUCGUCCUGCCCUGUUCCUGCACUGAACCACAGCAAAGAGCAAAAAAUAUCACAUGGCUCUUUAGAAAUCAUAACUGUCAUCGUACACAAAUCUACCCAGAGGACAGAACCAAGCGCUACACAGUAAGAGUUCAGCUGCUUCAUCCUGGUGAUUCAGGAAACUUCUCUCUGCGCAUAUCUAACCUGACUGAGGAAGAUGGAGGGGAGUACAGGUGUAAAAUCGGCAAUAUUUCUAGAAAUAUUCAGCUGAACGUAACAGACACAGAGAUGCCAACUUCUUUAAUCAUCGGUGCUGCUGUGGGGGGUCUGCUGCUCUUGAUGGGACUUGGUGUGGUCAUCUACUGGAGAUACAGAGGACGGAGAGACGGACGGACAGGAAGUAGAGAGGAACAACCAGGACAGAGGGGGCAGCAGGAAGCACAGGAUGAUGUUUUGUACUCUACUGUCGUCCACAUCAACACAACCAGAACAACAACAACAAAUGCACGGAUCGAACUUGGAGAGACUGAAUACGCCACAGUCAACCUGAAUUAACACACCAGAGGUGGAAAGAAAACUAAAAUAUUGUACUCAAGUAAAAGUACUAUUACUGUAAUGAAUUUUUACUUAAGUAAAAACUUAAUGCAAACAGGACAAGUGCAUAUAAAUCUCACAAUAGUUGUUUUAAUUAUAAUCUAAUAAAAAAACAUGUUGAUACAACAUUUAAAACAUUUAGGGAUGUGUAAUGUGUCAUUUUAUUACAGACCAUCCCAUAAUACUUUUUAAAACUGUAUAACCACUAGUGAUGGGUCGUGCCUCUGGGAGCCGUUAUAUAUAUACAGUUCAUACAAUAUAUAUUUAUUUAUAUUUGUGUGCGGUUCUUAUCGGGGGUAAUCCACCCGUUCAGCUUAGCAGAAACAAACACACCACAUCUCUGUACCAGAGCGGAUUGUUCUGAAACUAAAUGUAACCACAGUCUGUCUCUCACUGUAGUUUUUUCUCUACCAUGUAUUACCCAGCGGACCUUCAAAAGUCAAACAACUUGUUUUUUUUAAUACAAACUUGCCCUAAAUGCAAAUUUUUGUAGAUUUUACUGAAUUGUUUUUGUGUUUAUAAUGUGUUUAUGCUUGAAAUGUAAGCUUAGUUUGGCUACAAGUUAUACA